AUGAAUAGUUCCGAUUUACCGGUCAUUAGCCCCACACCCGUAGGUAAUCGAUCCUUCUUCCUUCCACCGUUCCUUAUCCAAACAUUCUGUUCUUUUUCCUAUUUCCUCCGAUCGUCAUCGCCACAACCAUCCAAUCCACCGUCUCCACUCUAUCCAUACCUUUACUCCAAUGUUUCUCUCAUCCGAAUGUCGAACCGGAUGUGUCCACAUGCCACCAACAAGCUCCCUAGAAAGCGAGUUUUAGAAUCGUCGACCCCCACUACCGAAUCUGCUCUUCGACUCUUUGAUUCCAUUAUAACCGGCGCUGGCCACUCCACUUCCACCACAGAAGAGUCACCUGAAACAAACAUCUCAGUUGUUUACAGAUUUCAUUGCACUCACGAAAUCUCACCGACGAUGCCCUCCAAACAACCUGCUCUGUCGCCUUCUUGCAUAACCCAGUUCGAAACUGAGGAGAUAUUGAAGAUGAGUUCCAAUCAACCACCGAAAUCUGUUGUACUUCAACCGUAUGUUCUUCUUGGGAAGCAAAUCAAUGUCGUGGAUCGACAAAUUCAGGGACGUCUACCUCGCCUAUUAAGCGAAGGUUUACACAGAUUUUUGUGCAGUUGUUUGACCAGUGGUGGUGAACAUGCUUUGGAUCUUCUAUCUAAUGAGACUCAUUUGAUUCUAUCUGAUGGCAGCCAAAAACAAGCGAUUGAAUUUACAGGUAUAUAUUUUUCUACCUUUGUUGUAGAUUUUGCUCCAUCAAAUCAUCAAAAUUGGAAUUGUACAGUAUGUCAUCAGUAG
This is a messenger RNA of Lactuca saligna, 786 nucleotides long. Lineage: Eukaryota; Viridiplantae; Streptophyta; Magnoliopsida; Asterales; Asteraceae. The record is from the annotation of a GenBank genome assembly.